Molecule: messenger RNA, 1006 nt
Organism: Physcomitrium patens
Lineage: Eukaryota; Viridiplantae; Streptophyta; Bryopsida; Funariales; Funariaceae
Product: histone H4
Cellular component (GO): nucleosome
Molecular function (GO): protein heterodimerization activity; structural constituent of chromatin; DNA binding
Source: RefSeq, a predicted model, not a curated record
GGUUUCGUGAUUGUCUGCCUCAUCAAUCUCAGUCUCUUGUUCGCCGUUCUCGUGCCUUUUAGCUGAUUGCCGUUGUAUACUGUGGUGUGUGGAUCGAGUUCGUGAGCCAUGUCGGGACGCGGCAAGGGAGGGAAGGGGCUCGGCAAGGGUGGCGCGAAGCGUCAUCGAAAGGUUCUGCGUGAUAACAUUCAGGGGAUCACCAAGCCCGCCAUCCGGCGCUUGGCUAGGAGAGGCGGCGUGAAGCGCAUCAGCGGUUUGAUCUACGAGGAGACUCGCGGUGUGCUGAAAAUCUUUUUGGAGAACGUCAUUCGUGAUGCUGUGACCUACACUGAGCACGCCAGGCGCAAGACUGUGACCGCAAUGGAUGUCGUGUAUGCGCUGAAGCGACAAGGCCGGACUCUUUACGGCUUCGGAGGCUAACUCUGUUGUUUGGAGUCGGCUUGUAAACCUAAACUGGUGUUCAUUAACACCACCUUUGCCGCGUGCUUUAGCGGUCCUUUUGCUGCUUUCGAAUCUUCGCAGUGUUUCAUAUGUCAUAGCGUUUUUUUUUCAAACCCUAAACGAGACUGUAUAUAGACGGUUAUGUAUAUGUUCAGUUGCUUAAAGAUGUUCUGUAGGGCCUCUAAUGUGGUGUGCGGAAUAGUCUUUCAAUCGGUUCGAAGACGGAUUCCCAUAAAUAGUUAAUGUUCAUCAUAUUCAAGCUGUGUAUUUCCAGUAACUUGGGCCACGUUUUCUCAGGAGACGUUUGUUAGCUGUUAUGACACCAAUGCCGUCACUAUUUUCCAUCACAUCUGCAGGAUGCCUCUACCGGAUAUCUCUUAUCUCUCAGAGGGAGUGCAACGUUUUAUUAUUCAGUUUGAUGUUGCGUUUAGCGUGUUAUAUGUGCAUGUACGGAAGAGUGGAGGCUGGAUUCUACUUUGAGGCAACGUUCGGCACAUGAAGACUUGUGAUGUUGGCGGAAGCUAUCUCGAAUGAUUUACUUUCGAUGUGGGGGCAUCUCUGAUCA